AUGUUCGACGACUUGCGACCACGCCCUGGCCCGCCGCCGCGCCUGAUCGAGGGUCCAUCAGCGUCAUCGGGCCAGCGCUCGCUAUACCAGCAACAAGUCCUUGAUGAAGACGAGUAUACCGAGACGCUUUCGCGCAUUAUCGGCCGUGAUUUCUUCCCCGACCUGCCCCAUCUGCGGGCAACGAACGCCUAUCUCUCCUCCCUGGCUCGCAACGACGCCGAGGGUCUCUCCUCUUCCAUUCGGCAGUUGGCCCGGAUAGCGCAGGACAAAGACGAGGGUCGGUCUAGUUGGGCUUCAGACCACGAACGCAAGGAGCGGGAGAAGGAGCGUGCCCAGGAAGAGCUCAGGCAGCAAUUUGACUCGACGCCGCGCAUCAACCUCGGCCAGAGGGGAUGGGACACGCCAUUAGACCGAGGCUCCACGCGGCGACGAGCACGCUCCGUUUCCCCCGAAGCUGGACCCAGUCGGCCACCAAAGGCCAGGAAGCAAGUCCGAGACGAUCUGAGCCUGGACGCCUUUCAGCGGAAUUAUACCUCCGAGGACAAUGCCGCCUUCUCGUCUAUCCUGGACAGCGAGAACCAGGAUCGGAAGCGGCGUAAUCAGCUCGUGUGGGACUUUGAGCGCGUGCAGGAGGACAGAAGGAUUGAGGGAGAAGUGAAGCGAAAGGCGAUUCUGGACGCGGCACAGAGCGGCUGGGUCGUCGACGGUAACGGGCGGAGAAUGAUCGGAGGACUCGCGCAGGGAGGACGCGAACGUGCCGACGGAGAAGGAGGAGCGUGGGAGGAGCGCAAAUUACUCACCGCACCGACGGAGGAUAGUGAGGCAGGAGAAGGGAAAGGUGAGCGGGGAGCGUUGGUCAAGCGGAUCGAGGCCGGCGCGCUCGUCAAAUCCACGCAGCCAACUCUGAACGAGAAGAUUCUCCCCGACUCCCAUCCCCUGUCACGAGCGCUGGAGAUGGCCGGUCUGCCACCGACCGCAAUCACGGACAAAGACGGUGCCAUCGUGCCCCACCGCGACUUAGCCUCCGGCUCAGGUGAUGGACGCGGCCGCGGGCAAUCUGACCGCCGCGCCCUCUCUGACGCCGAGAAGGCCGCCCUGUCCUCCGAAGCGAGGGAGGGCGGCAACGUCCAGCAAUGGCCGUACAAGGCGAUGAACGGGCUCAUGUUCCCCCCCGACAGCUACAAAGCCCCGUACCCCCCGCCACCGUCCAAGCCCUCCUCUGCUCCGUGCGCGAGAAAGGCGCCCGCGCCAAGCGUGUCGUACAGGAACACGCGCAUCAACGACGAAGAAGACGACACGGGCAAGGCGCCGAGUACGUCGUACGCUUCCACCUGGGUCGAUAGGGCGGUGAAGGGCAAAUCCUUUGCGCGGCGCGGCUCCACCUCUGCCUCUGUUACGGACUCUGGCACGGAUGCCGGGUUCGAUGACGAGGAAGACGAGACUGGAAAGGAGUACGACCUCGUGGACGAACCCGACCUCGAACCAGAGGACAUGCCGCUGAUGACGUACGGCUCCCUCCUGGCCACACCUAAGCGCGUCUCCGCCGAUGACACCGAGAACGACUCGUUUGACGGGCCCAGUUUCCGCUUCCCCGAGGAGAAGAAGCGGGACGAGCUCGGCCGAAAAUUGGGCAACAAGGCUUCUAAAUCCAUCUCGGACCGCGCGAGGAUGUACGCUCCCUCGCCGUCUACGCCGAGGACGCCCUCGGCCUUGAAGGCGGCUGCGAGUCGGACGACGAGGCCGAGCAGCGGCAGUAGAGGGAGCAUGGGCCCGCCCAGCCAGCGAGGGAACCUCACGCCGGCGGCUCAAAGUCUCUUGCAGAGGACGACGGGGCGCACGCCCAUGCGAUUCGGCAAGAGCGACGGAGGAGGGGGGAUCUUCAAGUCCAAAGUCGGCGGGAUGGGGUGGUCGCCGUCUCCGAGACGUUAG
Trichosporon asahii var. asahii CBS 2479 is the source of this 1929-nucleotide messenger RNA. RefSeq lists its product as uncharacterized. Lineage: Eukaryota; Fungi; Basidiomycota; Tremellomycetes; Trichosporonales; Trichosporonaceae. Gene Ontology annotation, cellular component: catalytic step 2 spliceosome. The transcript has 2 exons. Bases 1 to 1929 code for a protein of 642 amino acids. The record is from RefSeq and is a predicted model, not a curated record.